AUGGCUGACCAGGAAACUGGCCCCACUGGGCUGGGUAAGAGGGCUGCAGCAGGUGCUGCGGUUUUCAAAGUGCGUGAGGCUGCAAUGGCUAUUCUUCAAACAGAAUCUACUGGUAACCUGAAAGUACAAAAACGGAUUGUCCCAUCGACUCCUUUCAUUGUACCAGAACCUUCCCUGAAGCCAUACAAGCGGCCCCCCACUCUGCUAUUGCCACCUUCGUACAGCGCCAACCCAGUUGGAGGGUUUGUCUGUGAGGUGUGCGGCCAGAACUUCUUCUCUUUUCCUCAGAUGGUGAGACACAAACAGUUCCACGACGAAGAAAGGCCCUUUCCCUGUGGUGUGUGUGGGAAACGUUUCCUGAGCCGCAGCCACUACACUGAGCACCAGCGUGUUCACACUGGGGAGCGCCCCUUUCCCUGCGACCAGUGUGAGCGCUCGUUCACCACACACCACAACCUGAAGCGUCACCAAACCAUUCAUGCCAAAGAAGAGGCGUACCGCUGCCGGAAAUGUGGCGUGCUCUUCUGCCAGCGUCACGAGUACCCCAGGGGCAUACCCAGACCCGACCUUGAGCCUCGACCUGGGUUUGAGUCCACGUCCACGAUGCAACCCACGCCUCCCAUUCAGGUCACACUCACACCCAAGCAGCUUAAGAAGCUUAACAAGAAGCUUAACAAGAGCCAUGAUCUCUCAACCAAACAUGAUCAUUCUAAAAAGAAGAAAAAGAGGAGUAGAGUCAAACAUCCAGGCCCAGCAGAGAAAGUACAUUCUGUGCCUCAAGAGGAACUUUGGCCUGUGUUGUUAACUAGAGACAAAUUGCAAAAAGUUGCUUAUGACAUUGAGGUUAUUCUUUGAUUCCACAUGAUGAUAAAACAAAUGGGAUAAUCAGUCAGAUCAAGAUUUUAAAAAUAUGAUGUUUGUUUUGUUUAAUCUCCACCGAUGUGGACACACUGUUUCAGAAAGGAGUUAUACAGUGGGGAAAGAAAGUAUUUAGUCAGCCACCAAUUGUGCAAGUUCUCCCACUUAAAAAGAUGAGAGAGGCCUGUAAUUUUCAUCAUAGGUACACGUCAACUAUGUCAGACAAAAUGAGGAAAAAAAAUCCAGAAAAUCACAUUGUAGGAUUUUUUAUGAAUUUAUUUGCAAAUUAUGGUGGAAAAUAAGUAUUUGGUCAAUAACAAAAGUUUCUCAAUACUUUGUUAUAUACCCUUUGUUGGCAAUGACACAGGUCAAACGUUUUCUGUAAGUCUUCACAAGGUUUUCACACACUGUUGCUGGUAUUUUGGCCCAUUCCUCGAUGCAGAUCUCCUCUAGAGCAGUGAUGUUUUGGGGCUGUCACUGGGCAACACAGACUUUCAACUCCCUCCAAAAAUGUUCUAUGGGGUUGAGAUCUGGAGACUGGCUAGGCCACUCCAGGACCUUGAAAUGCUUCUUACGAAGCCACUCCUUUGUUGCCCGGGCGGUGUGUUUGGGAUCAUUGUCAUGCUGAAAGACCCAGCCACGUUUCAUCUUCAAUGCCCUUGCUGAUGGAAGGAGGUUUUCACUCAAAAUCUCACGAUACAUGGCCCCAUUCAUUCUUUCCUUUACACGGAUCAGUCGUCCUGGUCCCUUUGCAGAAAAACAGCCCCAAAGCAUGAUGUUUCCACCCCCAUGCUUCACAGUAGGUAUGGUGUUCUUUGGAUGCAACUCAGCAUUCUUUGUCCUCCAAACACGACGAGUUGAGUUUUUACCAAAAAGUUCUGUUUUGGUUUCAUCUGACCAUAUGACAUUCUCCCAAUCCUCUUCUGGAUCAUCCAAAUGCACUCUAGCAAACUUCAGACGGGCCUGGACAUGUGUCCCCCUGCUUAAGCCAGUACGUCUGGCACUGCAGGAUUUGAGUCCCUGCCGGCGUAGUGUGUUACUGAUGGUAGGCUUUGUUACUUUGGUCCCAGCUCUCUGCAGGUCAUUCACCAGGUCCCCCCGUGUGGUUCUGGGAUUUUUGCUCACCGUUCUUGUGAUCAUUUUGACCCCACGGGGUGAGAUCUUGCGUGGAGCCCCAGAUCGAGGGAGAUUAUCAGUGGUCUUGUAUGUCUUCCAUUUCCUAUUAAUUGCUCCCACAUUUGAUUUCUUCAAACCAAGCUGCUUACCUAUUGCAGAUUCAGUCUUCCCAGCCUGGUGCAGGUCUACAAUUUUGUUUCUGGUGUCCUUUGACAGCUCUUUGGUCUUGGCCAUAGUGGAGUUUGGAGUGUGACUGUUUGAGGUUGUGGACAGGUGUCUUUUAUACUGAUAAUAAGUUCAAACAGGUGCCAUUAAUACAGGUAACGAGUGGAGGACAGAGGAGCCUCUUAAAGAAGAAGAUACAGGUCUGUGAGAGCCUGAAAUCUUGCUUGUUUGUAGGUGACCAAAUACUUAUUUUCCACCAUAAUUUGCAAAUAAAUUCAUUAAAAAUCCUACAAUGUGAUUUUCUGGAUUUCUUUUUCCCAAUUUGUCUGUCAUAGUUGACGUGUACCUAUGAUGAAAAUUACAGGCCUCUCUCAUCUUUUUAAGUGGGAGAACUUGCACAAUUGGUGGCUGACUAAAUACUUUCUUUCCCCACUGUACCUUAACACUUGUCUUGCAUCACAUUAUGAUUUUGGUAUUUAUUCCUUCAUUAUGAGUUUGAGAAAAUACUUUUCUCUCCACAAUUGAUCAUGAUUUUGAAACAUUCUGUCAAGCAUUUAAAAUUAUUAACUGUCCUCUGAAAUGUUAUAUUGUUUUGCAUUUGAGAUCGUGACAACUUUUUGUAUUUCAUUAGAAUAUACAUUUUUCAGUUGUAUUAUGAUUAAUUAAAUUGUUUUGAUCCAUUGCCAUGUAAGGGCUAGUGUCCAUGCAUUAUUAAACUAGAUAACUCCUCUGAUGUUGCACAUCAAUUAUUUGAUAUGGAAAUACAUUUUGAUCUGCUUUUUAGAUUAUGUUCAUAGAGGCCUGUAGGGUUUCUUUCUGGGCCUUAACCAUUUAGUUGUCCAGAAAUUGCCUUCACCAAUUUAUGUACGUGUAAAUAAUCAUGAUGCAUUGUUGUUGAUUAAUUACUAAAUGUACCUGUCAUAGGAACAAGUGAAUCCCUAUAUCUGUAGUCUGUGUAAUGUGGACAAUGUUGUUAAAUUUGGGUAAAAAAGUCUAUGUAUGUCGAAAUUAUGUCUCCAUUUGAAUUCUGCAUAACUACCACAGGCUGUCGAUUGUAAAUGUAUUUUUUUAUUGAUAAUGGGCUUACUUAUACAUUUCUUGUCUUUGUCUUUAUUAUUGACACUUUCCAGGUAUUUAUUUUUCAUGUCACAAGAGACUCAUUUUAAAGUGAAUGUAAGCAUGCAUAGAAAUAUAUUGACUCACUUUUUGGCUUUAAGUACUCAAAUUGUAUUUGUCACAUGCACCUAAUACAACAUGUGUAGACCUUACUGUGAAAUGCUUACUUACAAGCCCUUAACCAACAAUGCAGUUCAAUAAAUAGAGUUCAGAAAAUAUUGACUAAAUCAACUAAAGUAAAAUAAAAAGUAACACAAAAUUACAUAACGAGGCUGUAUACAGGGGGUACCGGUACCGAAUCAAUGUGCGGGGGUACAGAUUAGUCGGGGUAAUUUGUACAUGUAGGUAGGGGUAAAGUGACUGCAUAGAUAAUAAACAGCGAGUAGCAGCAGUGUAAAAACAAAGAGCGGGGUAAAUAGUCCGGGUGACCAUUUGAUUGCAGCUAACAUCAAAUACCUGACCUAACUUGUGUGAUGAAUACUGGAAAGUCCUUUGUAACAGGCUCUGUAUUACAGCAGACUUGUAUCACUUAUCUUCACUAUUACAAUAGGUUAAAGGUAGACUGAUAUGAAGUAGGUGCAGAACGUAAACAGCAAAGUGGGUCAAUUUCCGCAACAAACUUUGAAGCGCACGGAUCAACUUCUCCCAUGUUUUGGUGCCGUGGCUACCACACAGUAACAGCGAGAAGCGAACCCAUGCACAUGCUGUGUGUGACUGUGAGAGCGAAGUCUUGCAUCUCGCACAAUAUCUGCGUGGCAAUGUCAUUUUUAAAGAGGCAUGCGUCUGCUCCAUAUAUCAUCCUUGUUUUACAACAAGAGGUGAACACUAAAAUCUGCUUGUGUAAAACAUGACAAUCUAGGGCCCCGUGUUGACUCCUAUCUCUGAUAUAAAAUAUUGGUUAAGACUGAAUUUAGAUUGUUAUAGUUACUUACAUAGACCGUAGAUAUUGUCAUUCUAAUAUGAUAUUCCCUGGUCUACCACCGCCACAGUCGAGUUAUUACUUUACUCACAGUUUGAGCUACUUUGAUUUUUUGCAAAUCAAUUUUUAUCUGUCUAUAAACUAUGGUCUGUAAGGAUUGUCUCUGACAAAGCCCUUCCACUGGAAAGCGUUCGCAAACUCGAGGAUAUUGAGGGAGUUCUGUUAAUGAGUCGCAGUGCACCGGUCUAUGGCCCUUGACGUGAACGGGCAAAAGCGGUGAGGGAGGAGCAACUGUUUCAAAUCUAACAGUAAUCUGCGCCUUUUGGUCAUGUUGUCAACUAGGCAGCAUGGUACAUCGGUCAGAAACAUCUGUUUUUCCAUCAAAUAUGUUAGAAUUUUCAAUAAAGCGUUUUUUUUUCAAAAGUAAUCACUUUUGCAUGUGAACACAGAACUACUCAUUACUCCACGUAAUCUAGCCUAGGUUUCGCCGUGUGUUUUGAACAGGGCACCUCACCUGGCUCACGCUGGUUGGUAGCCCGGUUCCAAAACGAAUGCAAUCACUUUUCACCCGUGCAAACUAUUCUCACCGGGGUAACCCGGGCCAGAUGAUCGAAUUGGCAGGCAGCGCAAAUCUUUCGCAAUAUACAUCCCAUUGGUUGCGUAAUACCGGUACCAUUAUGUUCCCUUUGUGAUUGGGUAUAGACCAGUCAAAACCACCUCUGGUAACAGUUGCAGUUGAUUUGCUAGCUAUCUGUAUCGGGGCAACCGACUACAAUCAUUGACUGAUUCCUCCAAAUCGACGCAGUUGAUUGGUUAAUCCGUUCGUAGAUUAGCACUGGCUGCAUGAAUGGUUGAAGCAAUUGCUGCUGAUGCUGUGACCUGGAGUUUGGUGUCCGCAUCAGGACUGACAGUGCAUGAAGGAUAUUAUAGUGUCAAGUGGCUACAGAGAGAAUUAACUGACACGUAGACCCAUUUUACGGAACAGUUAGUUGAAGGGUUGGUUUGGAAGUAAAACCCAUUAUUUCCCUCAAAAAAAUGAAAACAAGUGAAGUCUGGAAUAUUGAGUCUCGUGAAACCAGUGGCUGUCGCCCGCUGGCGAUGUAGAGCGUGGGGUCGGGUGGCUAUCCAGCCACUAGCUAUUUUCUUAUAUGAUCAUGUCUGAUGAUUGAUGGGGAAAGCAUGGUCAGCCAAUUUCUUAAAUAACAAAUAGAUAAUGUUAUCAACUAAGCACAAUAAUGGAAGACUAUAGUUACGACCUUUGCAAGUACUGUGGGGAUCUAGAUGUGAUGACUAGCUUAGAAGGAAUGCAUUAAUGAUUAAACAUAAAAGGUUUGUACUGUACUGAUAUAAAUUGUUUCACAUAACAAGCUGUGAUUCAUGUGAGGAACGUUAGGGGGUAGAAUAAGAUAAGACUUGUAUUUCUCACAGACACAUACACACUGCCUCUUUGUUAAACCAUCAUACUCAAGGACAUGUGUACUGCAAAAAGGUGCUGACUCUACAGGGUGUGAUGAUAACAACUUAUGCCUGGCAACAGUGGAGCGCCAAUGGGCUGUGACCAGCCUGUGCGCCAACGGAUAGGCUGAGUAAGUCUAAACCACGCUCAGUCUCUACUCUGAUUGGCCAGCAGGGAGCGGGAACUAUCUCUGUCAGAGUAUUUUAAGAAGAACUCAUAAGUGGCUUAGUUCUCUGAGUGCCCUGUGUGGUAUUUCAGUGGACCCGUAUAUACGAACAUCAUAUUUACCAUUGAAGUGGUUUGCAUUAAUUAAAAUACUAGUCUAUUUUAGAAGACGUGUAUUGACCUCUUUUGUUCCUAAUACCAGAUUUGAAUUGACGCAACUUAACAAUUGGUGACCACCGACUGUGAUCUGGUAGAAGGGACUUCGCUGGGUAUUGUCCGGGCCAUUGGACAUCUCUGUCAUUGAACGGUGUGUUUCACAAAGAGUCCGGACUACUAAAAACAGGUAAGCAGACACCUAUUGUUAUAUAACUAAAGUUCUGCACAUUGGCUUUAUCCAAAUUAAUUUUGUGAAACACCUGUUUGAUGUAAGUGAACUAAAUUAUGAAUUAUUAUGAGUAAAUAAGAAAUAUUGUCGCUAUUGUGAUAUGCAAAUGUAUGGUAAAUGUGAGUGUUAAAACCAUGGUAUUAUAGAGUAUUGUUCACCGGCACGUACCAGAGGGCUAGGAUCGGGAAUGAUACUGAAAUCCCCAGGCUAGGACCACCAGGGGUGGGAACUGGGGGUACAGGGAAUUAUUGGCUUAAAAGUGUUGCACUAUUGACACGUAUCAGAAGGCUAGAUACGGCUAGGAUCAUAAGGGGCACUUACAUUUUAGUCGACUCCAGGCUAGGAUCACAAGUGGUGAGAACUGGAGGCGUAGGGAAUUAUUGGCUUAAAAGUGUUGCACUAUUGACACGUAUCAGAAGGCUAGAUACGGCUAGGAUCAUAAGGGGCACUUAAAUUUUAGUCGACUCCAGGCUAGGAUCACAAGUGGUGAGAACUGGAGGCGUAGGGAAUUAUUGGCUUAAAAGUGUUGCACUAUUGACACGUAUCAGAAGGCUAGAUACGGCUAGGAUCAUAAGGGGCACUUACAUUUUAGUCGACUCCAGGCUAGGAUCACAAGUGGUGAGAACUGGAGGCGUAGGGAAUUAUUGGCUUAAAAGUGUUGCACUAUUGACACAUAUCAGAAGGCUAGAUACGGCUAGGAUCAUAAGAGGCACUUAAAUUUUAGUCGACUCCAGGCUAGGAUCACAAGUGGUGAGAACUGGAGGUGUAGGGAAUUAUUGGUUAAAAGUGUUGCGCUAUUGACACGUAUCAGAAGGCUAGAUACGGCUAAGUCAUAAGGGGCACUUAAAUUUUAGAUAGUGUUGCACUACUGACACGUAUCAGAGGGCUAGAUACGGCUAGGAUCAGAGGGGCACUUUAAAGUAUAGGGUGUCGUAUGAAUGAGGGUGCGAAUGAUCCCAGACGAAAUAAAAUAGUGAAUACAGGUUAUUAAAAUUAAUAAACCUGUAUACCUUGAUAGAAAACUAAUUAGGAAUUAAAGACGUCUGUGGCUGUCCAAACUGUAUAAUUUGUGAAUAACUGUUGGGUUUGUGGUUGCUUAAACCGUAUAACCCGUUAAUAACAAUUGGGAACAUAAAGGUAAAAUAAUGAAUAACUAGUAUGACUAAACUGAAACGUUUGAACUGAUAUAAUUGAACUGUAACGGUUGAUGUUUGACCCUGCAAAAUACUGGUUAAAUAAUUAGACUGAAAUAAUUAGGUUUAUCGUUGAAAUAUAAAUAUGCACCGACUUUAACUAAUUAGGUGGGAAUAAUUUGAUUUAAAUAAAUAGACUAACGUACUUUAAAUAACGGCAGAAUAUUGGAAACGCUAAAACGAAAAGCAGACAAAGCCUGUUCCGACUGGACACAGGAGGGGAGGGGCUGGAGACAGCGAGAGUGUGGCUGUUGGAGUCAGGAAAGACUGGGAGUUGGCUGGGAACACCACGGGGCGAUUGUUUGAGAGGUGCCUGUGGGUUUCUGACGAUAUAUACGUAUGAACUUGCUCACCCGAACGUAGACGUACAUCAUGGGUGAGAAAGUAGAGAAUAUUCACAUUUGCAUUUUUGGUAAUUUGGCAGACGCUCUGGUCCAGAGCGACUUAUGGGAGCGAUUGGGGUUGAGUGCCUUGCUCGAGGGCACAUCGGCAGAUUUUUCGCCUGGUCGGCUCGGGGAUUGGAACCGGCGACCUCUCGGUUGUUGGCGCGGCGCUAUUGGUCACUAAGCUGCCUGCCGCCCCAUAUGAGUUUAAGGUUGUGCCGUUGUUUGAUCAUGUGAUAAGGUUUAAUGGGUAAUCGGACCAUAACUAAUGUGGGUAUGGAAGUAAUGUAUGAACAGUGGAGAGCCAAUAGGGGGCUCCAUUGAACUAUUAUGUUUGGUGGCAUGAGGUGAAGUCUGUGUGUAUGAGUGAAUUCGGCGGCUGGUGUGGGUGGUGACCGGAUGCUACUAAGUAUUUGGUUUGGUGAUGUUGAAUGGACAACUUGUAGCGUGUUUUGGGGUUAAAUAGAAAGACUCACUUAUUCAAUAGAGAAUGGGUGAAGGGAGAGAUAGCAUUACUUUGUGUUGCUGAAUGAGGUGAAAGCUAGUGCAGUUUUCAUUUGGUGACGUCACUUGCUCUAUGAACUGGAAGUAUUUACUUUGAAAGCAUCGCGGAAUGUGUGAAGUGACUGGCGAUGUAUGUAGAGGGUCCCUGGUUCGAAAACAGGUAGGGACAGUGGGUAAAGCUUUCGCAUUGGGGCUAUAGACCUAGAUUACUAUGUGGAUUGGGAAAGGUGAAAGGUUGAAUUAGAUAGCUUAAGUAGAAGUAUUCUAGAAAGGUCUUUGAAAAUAUGUUACAAGGUCCCCGCGCCUUCCCCGUAGUUCAAAUGUUAGGAAUAUCAUUAAAUGUAUGCUUAUCAACGAUAACAAGUAUUUGUUUUAUUAAUUAGGGCCUAAUCAGAGAGAACAGUUAAAGAAAUUGAAUAGCGAACUGAAAUGGCGAUAGAGCUGUGAAAGUUGAGGACAAAGGAGAGUAAUUUAUGGCUCUGGUUAGCGGGAGAAAAAAUUAAAUAGAGACAGUCAAGCGAGUUAGAUUGAACUGUGGGAUUUCAAGUAGAGGUCUAGAUACUUGACUGGAAGGCAGUGCUUUGAUAAAUUCUAAUUGUUAUUACUUUAUUCGAUGGGUUGCUUGACGCCAGUGGUGUAUACAAAUAGUUGGUAAAUUUUAGAACGAUAAUUUAUUUUUGUUACGGGGAACAGGGGAUGCAAGUGGCUUUGGCUGUUGUGCUGGGGGAAUAGCGCAAGCCUGUGGUGGGUUCUGGAUUUGUUAAAUAAACAAACUUAUAUUUUAAACUAAAGUGAUGGAAUAGGCUACAAUUAUAACAUUAUCAGAAAAAGGGCACAAUAUAAUGUGUAAUAGUUAUUACAAUUAUUAUUGAUAGUUAUUACAGUUAUUAUCAUUGAUCCAGUAAUGAUAGAAGGAUAGUAGAGGAAAGGCAAGGGAUUAAAUCUCAUUUAGGGAAAGAAGAAGAGUAUGAAGAUAUAUUAGGGAGAAAAUACCAUUAACUGAGGGAUAUAAAAUGUUUAGCUGAAAAACACAACAGGAAUAAUUUACCUUACACCCUAAUAUAGAUAUUGCAUUACUUUUGAUGUAACCGUGAUUGUAUUGGCUAAAAAAUGAAAAAUGACAUUUACAGGGGGGACAGGAACAAUAGAAGAGGAGACAGAUUUUCCUAGGGGGUUGAUCAAAUAAUUGAUAAUGGAUCAUUUGAGAUGAGAUCACAUGUAGCAGAGUUAGGGUAAUCAAUUAAAUAAUAAUUGUAUACUCGAGGAAUUUUGAGUGGUUUUAUGGAUUAGUUAUGAGGAAUUUGAUUGAUACAAACAAUUAUUGAUGGGUUAGGACUGGGGAUAUCUGUAUCAUGUUUUGUGUGUACUACCAUCUUUAGAUUAUAACCAGGAGAAAGAGAUUAGCUCAUCUCAUUGGAAUGUUGCCCAGGGCUAGGGGGAGCAGUAGUGAAGUUAGGCAGUAUUUAGGUCAUAAAAGUGAGAUGCAAAUUAAGUGAGGCCUGGCUAUUUGUGGUUGUUGUUUUUCAAAUUUGGUUUUUCAAACAAAAAACAACACACCUAGUAUGAUGUUUAUAAAGCCUUGUUGUUUCAAUUUUGGGGGGUUUUCAGCAGGUCAAGGGUGAUAGGUCUUGGAGGAGCACGCACAGUGAAUUUUGUGGAGUUUUUCGGUUUUGGCUGAGUUUGGGGUAUAUAUGAUUUAAUGAGAAUGAAUGUCAUGAGGACUUAAAUGAACACUUGGGAUAAGUAACAUUUACGAAAUAUUUAGAAUAAUGGUAAUGUUUGGAAUACUAUGGGAUGGAACAGUUCGUUGAAUAAUUUCAAUUGCCUCUGAACUCUGUUUUAACCUUCUGGUGUUAAUUAAUCAUCCACACUAGUAAAUUCUAAAGGCAUGAGAGGAGGACUUUAAGAUAGUUUAUUUUACUAAGUUGAGGGUAAUUUAUAAUACUGUGAAAAGUGUGAAGAAGAUUAUAAUUUAGUAAGAAUAUAUAUGAUUUGAACCAUAAAAUAACAGAAGAGAGAGAGCUUUCCCUGAAUGAGGGAUACCUGUUGCUAGUCAAUUGUACUAAUCUUGGAUUACUUUUACGGGAUAGAAGUAAAUUGAGGUAUUAUCAAAUGUUGUCAUUAAAUUUCAUUAUUAGUAUGCUUUAAUAAACAACAAGUUGGUAUUUGAAACUACAUUUUAAUGCAAUGAGCUGCAGUAAUCAGAGGAAGGCACAAUCUAAUGCGAAACAGCUAUAACCUAGAUCAUUUAUUUAGUAAUGAGAUCAGGAAGGGAGGAGCAAUAAAGAAGCAAGGGACAGUCUAAAAAAAUAAAAUAAAAUAAAAAAUAAGGGAUGGCAAUUGGAUAAUGAAUUACCAAUAUUACCUAAGUGAUUGUUUAGGUAGGUGGUAAUAUUGACACAUGGGCAAAUCAUGUGUCAAAAGGGGGAUGGUAGGAUUAAAUAAUAAAUAUAUACGAAGGAGAGGACAAAAUACUUUAAAAAACAACAACAACAAGAAUAGAAAUUGAGAGCUGAACAUGUAUGUGUGAAGAUAGUUUAUUAACCACACCCGUAUGUCAGAGUUUUUGUGCCCCACAGGUGAACUAAAGGAGAAGGUGACCCACUCUAUCUAACCAGGUGACUGGUGAGCAUCCAGUCCCUAAAGAAGAAAAACUGGAAGCAGGCCUGUUGGGAAGGGCCCUACCAAGUCCUAUUGGUCACUGCCUUUGCCAUUGGAAUAGCUGAGAGAUCCACCUGGGUGCAUGUCACACACUGCAAAAAGGUAAACCCAGCUACACCUGACGAACAAACACAGAGUUAGGAGAAAGAACCGAUCACCACUAGGGCUCGGGGGUUGGCUCCUUAACGAAGAUUCCCUUACCCUGUCUGAUCAUCCCUGUGUGAGUUCGAUAGAAGGUAAAGCAAUGGGUUGGCCUCUGGCGUCUGACAUGUUCUCAGGGCGAGGGUGGGGAUUCACAGGUCUCCUGACGGUAGGUAGCUGUCUGAUUGUGGGGGCCAUAAUCCUAACACACUCAAACCCUCCUGAUCCGCCAGAAGUAGUAGUUAACCUAACACAAGUUGAUAAAAUAAUACCUGAGCACAGUCUACGAAGGCAUAGGAGACAGCUAGACGUAGGGAAAGGGGAAGUACUAGGGACUGUAGGGAAGGACAUCACCUUUUGAGGUCUUUGCGGACCAGUUGGGGACUACUGGCUGGUAGUAUCGUAAAGGAUGGGAGAUAUAUAUGUAUGUCACCAUGUACAUCCUGGGACCAUGUAGUUGCUCAUACCGAGUGAGGGGGAUAUGUCAAUCUCCAUACACAGUUUAAGGACAGGUGUAGUAUUGUGAAAGUAGGGAAUUACCAGAAAUGGCAGUGCGACCCAUAUAAGGGUAGGUACUGUCUGAAAGUCUGAAUUACGCUAAAACAGGUUACAGACCUGACAAGUAAGAUAUCCUCUUCAACUGGGGCACCCUAUAGAGUAAACCUCUCUGAGGGAGGUAGUGAGACCGGGGCUGUGGUGAAGAUAGUGCAAACUAUAGACCUGAAGGAAGUAGUACAGGUGGAGACGGGGUAUAGAGAUCCUAACCUGUGGUUGGAAUGGAUUCAGUAUACGGCAAGAACUAUGUCUAAAGAGGACUGUUAUGCCUGUGGGACAGCCAAACCAAGGUUAACAACUACUCCGUUCCCCUUGACAGGCUUUAACUCUCCGUCAGGUUUAUCCUCCAUGAUUAAAUUGUUCAAGCCACCUGGGAAUGUGGUGAAGGAGUCUUGUAGUAACUUGCACUAUCUGUAUCCCCCGAUAACAAAGUCACCCCGACCUAGUCUCAGGGGAUUCUUAUUAUUGUUUUUCUAGGACUAAUAAGAUAGGAUACAGGGUAGGGCAUCUUAGCUCCUGCUCCCACACAGAGAAUGUCACAACUAAAGAGACCAUGACUACUCUCUCCUCUUUGUUGCAGCCAGAGGAUUUUAGGAACCAAAACCAGGCCCGUGCUGACAUCUGAUGGUUGUGUGGUGAUAACAGAUUGUGAACUCACCUACAUACGCAAACAAUCAAACGUGUCAGAGACUGGUGAGUUGUCACGUAGAAAGUGGGACCUCCUCCCGGGAUCCUUUGAUGAAAGGAUAUAUAUUGAUGGGAUAGGAGUACCUCGAGGGGUUCCAGAAGAAUUCAAAGCUAGGAAUCAGAUCGCAGCUGGGUUUGAAUCAAGUCUUUUCUGGUGGUCAACAAUUAAUAAAAACAUAGAUUGGAUAAAUUAUAUUUACUAUAACCAGCAAAGAUUUAUAAACCACACUCGUGAUGCAAUAAAGGGAUUAGCUGAGCUGACAGCGGCAACUAGCUUAAUGGCAUGGCAGAAUAGAAUAGCUUUAGAUAUAUGCUUUUGGCUGAGCGGGGCGGAGUUUGUGUUCUGUUUGGAUCUAUGUGCUGUACUUUCAUCUCCAACAAUACAGCACCGGACGGGUCCGUGACCAAAGCGCUUCAGGGACUCACCACGCUGGCGAACGAACUGGCUGAGAACUCUGGUAUUGAUAGUUCCCUAAACGGUUGGUUUGAUAACAUAUUUGGUAAAUGGAAAACUAUUGUUGUAACUAUUCUGGGUGAAGUUAUAGCUUCUAUGGGUAUACUUGUUCUUUGUGGAUGUUGUCUUAUUCCCUGUGUCUGAGGGUUGGUGAGCAAGGCGAUGGAGUAGGCGGUUUCCCAACAGGUGGUGAGAUACGGCCCAAUCCCGGACUCCGACCUAAGGAAUGACGGAUAUGACCUACCAGGCUUGGUGGAGUGACACCCUAGUGGGUGUCUAAAGGGGGCCAAAAUUUACUUCCCUGUUUGUGUUUUAUGUUUUAAUAAUCUUGUGUUUUGUGUUCUAUUAAUCCAGUGUUUUAUGCUUUAUUAAUCAAGUUAACCAUUGUGAAUGUUUGUCUUUCCUUAUGUGAAGGUUUGAAGUUCCUGGGUGGCUGGUAGCCAACCUAGUACCAGUUGGGUGUAGAUGGAAGGACUGAAGGCAUUUUUAUUAUCAUUAUUGCCUAUUAAUAAAAGUGUGAUUAUUUUUGUUUGUAUUGUAUUUUAAUGAGUGACACCCUAGAGGGUGUCAAUACGGGGAAUCCUAAAUUUCCCUGAAAUUUGUUAUUUUGGGUUUUCUUAUUUUGGGUUCACACCCAGUGGGUGUGAAAAGGGGGAUUGUGGGGAUCUAGAUGUGAUGACUAGCUUAGAAGGAAUACAUUAAUGAUUAAACAUAAUGGGUUUGUACUGUACUGAUAUAAAUUGUUUCACAUAACAAGCUGUGAUUCAUGUGAGGAACGUUAGGGGGUAGGAUGAGAUAAGACUUGUAUUUCUCACAGACACAUACACACUGCCUCUUUGUUAAACCAUCAUACUCAAGGACAUGUGUACUGCAAAAAGGUGCUGACUCUACAGGGUGUGAUGAUAACAACUUAUGCCUGGCAACAGUGUGCAACAGUGGAGCGCCAAGGGGCUGGGACCAGCCUGUGCGCCAACGGAUAGGCUGAGUAAGUCUAAACCACGCUCAGUCUCUACUCUGAUUGGCCAGCAGGGAGCGGGAACUAUCUCUGUCAGAGUAUUUUAAGAAGAACUCAUAACAAUGGCUUAGUUCUCUGAGUGCCCUGUGUGGUAUUUCAGUGGACCCGUAUAUACGAACAUCAUAUUUACCAUUGGUUUGCAUUAAUUAAAAUACUAGUCUAUUUUAGAAGAUGUGUAUUGACCUCUUUUGUUCCUAAUACCAGAUUUGAAUUGACACAACUUAACAAUUGGUGACCACCGACUGUGAUCUGGUAGAAGGGACUUCGCUGGGUAUUGUCCGGCCCAUUGGACAUCUCUAGAUAUACCAGAUUUGAAUUGACGCAACUUAACAGUACCUAGCGUAGUGUGAAGAAAACUGCACUGCGGAUUAGGACGAAGCAGGAUUUGUAAUGCACUACUUGCUAGGUAGCUACAUGUGAGUUGGUCCUUGUAAACCAGCAUUCAAAUUGAUAUAUAUAUUUUUUUAAAAUUGCGAAAUAACAUAAACAUGUCAGUUUGUAGUAGAUUAUUUGGGCCAUUUUAUGAUUUAGCCAACAUUGAUUUAGCAGAUUGCCUGGUACUCACUCCAUGAUGCACACAGCUGCACCAGUGCCACUCACUGACCUAUCAAACUCCCUACACCACCUUUUACACUUAUAAUUGGAACCAGUCUACUUACAUUUACAUUUACGUCAUUUAGCAGACGCUCUUAUCCAGAGCGACUUACAAAUUGGUGCAUUCACCUUAUGAUAGCCAGUGGGACAACUUUACAAUAUAUCAAUUUUUCUAAAAAAAUAAAUGUUUUUAUAUAUAUAUAUAUAUAUUUUAUAUUUUUUGGGGUGGGGGAGGGUAGAAGGAUUACUUUUAUCCUAUCCCAGGUAUUCCUUAAAGAGGUGGGGUUUCAAGUGUUUCCAGAAGGUGGUGAAUGACUCCGCUGUCCUGGCGUCGUGAGGGAGCUUGUUCCACCAUUGGGGUGCCAGAGCAGCGAACAGUUUUGACUGGGCUGAGCGGGAACUGUGCUUCCGCAGAGGUAGGGGGGCCAGCAGGCUAGAGGUGGAUGAACACAAUGCCCUCGUUUGGGUGUAGGGACUGAUCAGAGCCUGAAGGUACGGAGGUGCCGUUCCCCUCACAGCUCCGUAGGCAAGCACCAUGGUCUUGUAGCAGAUGCAGGCUUCUGGAGGAGCGGGGUGACGUGAGAGAACUUAGGAAGGUUGAACACCAGACAGGCUGCAGCGUUCUGGAUGAGUUGUAGGGGUUUAAUGGCACAGGCAGGGAGCCCAGCCAACACCGAGUUGCAGUAAUCCAGAUGGGAGAUGACAAGUGCCUGGAUUAGGACCUGUGCCGCUUCCUGUGUAAGGUAGGGUCGUACUCUGCGAAUGUUGUAGAGCAUGAACCUACAGGAUCGGGUCACCGCUUUGAUGUUAUCGGAGAACGACAGGGUGUUGUCCAGGGUCACGCCAAGGUUCUUUGCACUCUGGGAGGAGGACACAACGGAGUUGUCAACCGUGAUGGCGAGAUCAUGGAGCGGGCAGUCCUUCCCCGGGAGGAAGAGCAGCUCCGUCUUGCCGAGGUUCAGCUUGAGGUGGUGAUCCGUCAUCCACACUGAUAUGUCUGCCAGACAUGCAGAUAUGCGAUUCGCCACCUGGUUAUCAGAAGGGGGAAAGGAGAAGAUUAAUUGUGUGUCGUCUGCGUAGCAAUGAUAGGAGACACCAUGUGAGGAUAUGACAGAGCCAAGUUACUUGGUGUAUAGAGAGAAUAGGAGAGGGCCUAGAACUGAGCCCUGGGGGACACCAGUGGUGAGAGCAUGUGGUGCAGAGACAGAUUCUCGCCACGCCACCUGGUAGGAGCGACCUGUGAGGUAGGACGCAAUCCAAGAGUGAGCCGCGCCGGAGAUGCCCAACUCGGAGAGGGUGGAGAGGAGGAGCUGAUCGUUCACAGUAUCAAAGGCAGCAGAUAGGUCUAGAAGGAUGAGAGCAGAGGAGAGAGAGUGAGCUUUAGCAGUGUGGAGAGCCUCCGUGACACAGAGAAGAGCAGUCUCAGUUGAAUGACCAGUCUUGAAACCUGACUGGUUUGGAUCAAGAAGGUCAUUCUGAGAGAGAUAACAAGAGAGUUGGCUAAAGACGGCACGCUCAAGAGUUUUGGAGAGAAAAGAAAGAAGGGAUACUGGUCUGUAGUUGUUGACAUCGGAGGGAUCGAAUGUAGGUUUUUUGAGAAGGGGUGCAACUCUCGCUCUCUUGAAGACGGAAGGGACAUAGCCAGUGGUCAAGGAUGAGUUGAUGAGCGAGGUGAGGUAAGGGAGAAGGUCUCCGGAAAUGGUCUGGAGAAGAGAGGAGGGGAUAGGGUCAAGCGGGCAGGUUGUUGGGCGGCCGGCCGUCACAAGUCGCAAGAUUUCAUCUGGAGAGAGAGGGGAGAAAGAAGUCAAAGCAUAGGGUAGGGCAGUGUGAGCAGGACCAGCGGUGUCAUUUGACUUAAUAAAUGAGGAUCGGAUGUCGUCAACCUUCUUUUCAAAAUGGUUGACAAAGUCAUCCACAGAGAGGGAGGAGGGAGGGGGAGGAGGAUUCAGCAGGGAGGAGAAGGUGGCAAAGAGCUUCCUAGGGUUAGAGGCAGAGGCUUGAAAUGUAGAGUGGUAGAAAGUGGCUUUAGCAGCAGAAACAGAGGAAGAAAAUGUAGAGAGGAGUGAAAAGAUGACAGGGAGUCUAGUUUUCCUCCAUUUCCGCUCGGCUGCCCUGUUCUGUGAGCUCGCAAUGAGUCGUCAAGCCACGGAGCAGGAAUGGAGGACCGAAAGUAACAUUACUUGCUACUAUAAUGGAAUACAAUUGCUUAUCAUGCAUUUUCCUUAUCAAGGUCUGGUAAUUCCUCAUUAAACCCCUGCAGAAGGGUGCACUGUGCACAGAUGUGUCAAUCGUGAUGCAUGGUGGGGCUUGUAGUUUAGCCAGUGUAUCACUGCUGUUGUCAGCAUGCACAAAGAAGAGUGGUGGUCACGUCUGUUGGAACUUAUACAUUGUAAUGUGUAAUGUUGUCUAUUAGAAUAUACUAUUAGAAUAUACUCGCUCAGCAGGGCCUGGAGCAUGUCUGGAAGCUUCUGGUCAUCUGCCUUCUAUGUCGACUUCUCUGGAUUCUGGGUGAGAUUUCGCAUUCCUUUGCGUGAAAUGUUACUUUCGGAAUUUCACAGAGCUCCUGAUAACGACAGAACAUGAUGAGUCUUAGGAGAGUGAUUUUGAUUAGGACAUUUCUGAGAAAUGAUAUAGAACUGAAGAACUACAUGCAGGUUCUACUACAUGUUCUCAUUCUCUUCUGUGUGUGCUGUUGUUUUUGUUUUGUUCCCCUGGUCAGGCCUCCCCUCAUAUGUGAAACACCUGAACACCGUGGCGGGAGGGUUCUACACCCUGUACCUGUUCUUUGAGCUCCCCAUGGUGUGGGUGGUGCUGCUCAAUCUACUAUGCUACCUCAUCCUCUUCCUCUGCCGGCACUCCAGUAACCGGGCCACCUUCCUCUCCAUCACCAUCCUCAUCUACCUGCUCAUUGGGUAG
This is a messenger RNA of Coregonus sp. 'balchen', 17283 nucleotides long. Lineage: Eukaryota; Metazoa; Chordata; Actinopteri; Salmoniformes; Salmonidae. The record is from the annotation of a GenBank genome assembly.